AUGGCGAGUCACUUUAUAAGCUUUGCAGCUUCAAUUGCUUUCCUUCAGCAGUUUGAGAUGUUGUUCGUUCCACUGGGGCUAGGUAGACAUCUUGAAAACGGUCGCAGCCUCUUUAGCAAGCUCAACAGGGCGUUCAGUCCAUGUAUAUCCACAUCUCACAUUUCAACCAGACAUCUAUCUUUGAGACCCAAUCUAUCGAAGUUUAAAAUGAUCCCUUCACCUCCGGGAGGAGUGAAGGGGGGAAUGAACGAUGCAUUCCAAGCUCCUGAGCCAAAUCAUUUUCAUGGAUCUUACCAUUGGGAUUACGAAAGAAUUACCGCAGCUUCGUUACUACCAUUGACCACAAUACCUUUAUAUAUUUCCUUGAAUGGUGGCGUUGUGCAUCCACUGCUCGAUGCGUCCCUGUGCGUUAUGCUGAUAGUCCACGCCCAUUACGGAUUCAUGAGUUGCAUUAUAGAUUACAUACCAAAGAGAAAAUUUGGUAUAUGGCACGAUAUGGCACGCUAUUUACUUUAUGGCGGCUCAGCACUUGCGCUUUAUGGAGUUUAUGACCUUGAAACGAGAAAUAACGGUGUUGUAGAUCUCAUUGGUAAGCUAUGGAGCGACGAAGAUAGCGGAUUGUCUAUAUUCAGUACCAGAUGA
Torulaspora globosa is the source of this 642-nucleotide messenger RNA. RefSeq names its product Tim18p (gene TIM18). The transcript has a single exon. Gene Ontology annotation, biological process: protein insertion into mitochondrial inner membrane. NCBI's taxonomy places the organism in Eukaryota, Fungi, Ascomycota, Saccharomycetes, Saccharomycetales, Saccharomycetaceae. Bases 1 to 642 code for a protein of 213 amino acids. The record is from RefSeq and is a predicted model, not a curated record. Gene Ontology annotation, molecular function: transmembrane protein transporter activity. Gene Ontology annotation, cellular component: TIM22 mitochondrial import inner membrane insertion complex; membrane; mitochondrial envelope.